Molecule: messenger RNA, 1272 nt
Organism: Funneliformis mosseae
Lineage: Eukaryota; Fungi; Glomeromycota; Glomeromycetes; Glomerales; Glomeraceae
Source: the annotation of a GenBank genome assembly
AUGGCUGACGAAGAGCUUUGCAACGAUACAGAAGUUCUUGAUGAAGAACCACGUAGCAUUUUGCUGGGACUCAUCUCGCAAUUGCGCAAGGGAAUGGACUUGCAUCGAGUUACCUUGCCAACAUUUGUAUUAGAACCACGGAGUAUGUUAGAAAGGAUCACCGAUUUUAUGAGCCAUCCUGAAUUGAUUUUAAGGUAUGUGCUUUGCAAGAUAUUAUAUACUAGCAGAACCGCGUUCGAACACUUCCUUACCGAGCAGGUCAGCUUGGUGAAAUUUCAAGUUGCGCACCUAAUGUUAAAAUAUCAAAAUAUUGUCUAUAGUGUCUCAAAGGAAGAAGACCCUGUUAAACGGUUUGUUAAUGUGAUGAGGUAUUACUUAUCUGGAUGGCAUAUAAAACCAAAGGGUGUAAAAAAACCCUAUAACCCCGUAUUAGGCGAACACUUUCGUGCACGAUGGCAAUUUCCUGAUAAUACAGAAGCUUUAUUUGUAUCUGAACAAGUUUCUCAUCAUCCUCCAAUUUCAGCUUAUUAUUAUGCAAGCCCCGAAAAUAACUUAAUUAUCGCUGGAGAUAUACGACCAAAAUCCAAAUUCCUCGGGAAUAGUGCGGCAACUUUGAUGCAGGGUGAAUCCAAAAUCUUCUUCACUAAUCGUCCCGGUGAAGUUUAUCGGAUUGCAAUGCCAAAUGUUUAUGCACGGGGUAUUCUUUUUGGGAGGAUGGUAUUAGAAUUAGGUGAUAAUUCUACGGUUAAAUGUGAAAAGAAUGAUUUGGUUUGUGAAUUAGAAUUUCGGACAAAGAUAAAACGUGAAUCAACAGGAGAGUCUCUAUAUGAAAUUACCGGAAAGUGGUCAGACAUUAUGUAUAUUAAGGAUCUUCGGACGGGACUUAAAGAAGUUUUAUUUAAUGUUCACGAAUCUAAGAUAUAUCCAAAGAUUGUGUCCCCAGAGGAAGAACAAGAAGAAAAUGAAUCCCGACGUUUAUGGUCAAAAGUUACAAAUGCUUUAAUAGGGAGGAAUCUGGAUCUCGCUACGGAAGAAAAAACGCUGAUCGAAGAUAAUCAACGUAAUGAAGCCAAGCUUCGAGAAGCCGAAGGAAUUGAUUGGAGACCCAGAUAUUUUUUAAGUGACAAUGAUGAAUUUAAAUUCAAACAAACUACACAUAUUUCAAAAGACCCCCAGACUGCAAAGCAUCAACUCGAAUCUUUUAUUUUCUCUUCGAAUUCACCACCCGGUUUUCAUUCACCGAAUGGACCUUAUCAUCAUCAUGACGAUUAA